AUGGUGGCCGCCGGGCUCCCGGCGUGGUUGUUCCUGCAGCCGGGGGCCAGGACCUUGCGUGCCUUUUCUACCGCGGUGUCUCGGACCACUCGAACACAGAGCUCAAGCUCGCGUACAACAGAAAGCAUUAAAACAUACAGAAAUGAAAGGCUGAUGAGAAGAAAGGCACUGUCUCCUAGGACAGAGAAAAUGAUUGUUGACCAAGACUGGCCUAGUGUUUACCCUGUUGCAGCACCAUUUAAACCCUCUGCAGUACCUCUUCCUGUUCGAAUGGGUUAUCCAGUAAAGAGGGGAGUGCCCAUGGCAAAGGAGGGAAAUCUAGAACUUUUAAAGAUCCCCAAUUUUCUGCAUUUGACCCCUGUAGCAAUUAAAAAACACUGUGAAGCUCUUAAAGAUUUCUGCACUGAGUGGCCAACUGCACUAGACAGUGAUGAGAAAUGUGAGAAGCAUUUUCCAAUUGAAAUAGACACAGCUGAUUAUAUUUCAGCAGGACCAUCUGUUAGAAAUCCUAAAGCACGAGUAGUAACAUUAAGGAAAACUGAAGAAUGGGAGAAAUAUAAGACUGAAGCAGACAUGGAGGAGUAUGUUUGGAAAAAUAGCUCCUCAGAAAAAAAUAUCCUAGAAACACUUCUCCAAAUUAAAGCUGCUGAGAAAAAUACAGAAGUGAAUAAAGAAGAGCUCCUUGGUACUGAAGAAAUUGAAGAUUACAGAAAGUCUGUUACUAGUCUUAAGAAUGAGGGGGAAAAUGAAAAUACCAUUUCUCAGUACAAAGAAUCAGUCAAGAGGUUAUUGAAUUUGACAUGA
Molecule: messenger RNA, 804 nt
Organism: Orycteropus afer afer
Lineage: Eukaryota; Metazoa; Chordata; Mammalia; Tubulidentata; Orycteropodidae
Gene: MRPS35
Product: mitochondrial ribosomal protein S35
Exons: 6
Coding region: 1-804 (267 amino acids)
Biological process (GO): mitochondrial translation
Cellular component (GO): mitochondrial small ribosomal subunit
Molecular function (GO): structural constituent of ribosome
Source: RefSeq, a predicted model, not a curated record